AUGUCAAGUGCGGGGUACCUGGACGGAAAAGACACUGUCACCUCAGUCGACCACGUUGAAAAUGCUCAGAGUGUGCCAGGUAUUACAAAUUACAGGCUCUAUAAGCGGCGAUUUUCAGGGUUAUUAGGCUUCAUUAUACUCGGAAUCGUCACUGGGAUGCAAUGGUCAUGGUUCGGACCUAUUGCAACUGACACUGCCAAUGAGUUUGAUAUCUCAUUGGCUCAGGUUAACUGGCUUGGAAACAUGGCACUUUGCGUAUCCCUUCCUGCUUCAUUCCUUGUGCCUGUCAUUGCUUCCCGCUAUGGCAUACGGCGAUGCUCAGAAAUUGGGGGAGUCAUGUUACUCAUCUCUGCUUGGGUCCGCUAUGCGGGCACUAUUCGUUCAUUAUCUCCACACUCUGCCUAUGUUCUCCUCUUUUUCGGCCAGCUCUUCGGUGCCAUCUCGAAACCAGUAUUCCCGAUAUUAGGGCCGGUGUUUUCGGAGAGGUGGUUUGAUCUCAAAAGUCGCACCACGGCAACGAUGGCCAUUGCUAUCGCUGGUCCGAUUGGGUCGGCACUCGGCCAACUUCUCUCCCCUUCCAUGAGCACGGUACGACAAUCGAUCGUUGUACUCAGUAUUAUAUCCACUGCAGCGCUUCCAGCUGUCCUUCUCAUCCUCGAUUGGCCCCCUUCACCACCUACUUACUCAGGCUCUAAACAACCUCUGUCUUUUACCUCUCUGUUCCGUGCCACGCUAGGUCUUGCAGUUUCCAAAGAGGCGUAUAUGUCGCGUCGUGAACGUAUUGAUUUUGUGAUCUUGACGCUUGUCUUUGGCAGCUUAGAUGGUGCAAUCAACGUAUUGAGCGUCCUAUCAGCUCAGUGGUUUCAACCCGUCGGUUAUUCAGAUACCACAUGUGGCCUUCUGGGUGCGACCUUGUUCCUGUCCGGAAUUACUGCAGCUGUAUUCUCUGCGCCGUUAUUUGACCGCGUGUUUACGCAUAGUAUGGGAGUGACGUUCAAGACCCUUGUUCCUAUCGUGUCUUUAUUGUGGUUAUCGCUGAUCUGGGCUGCCAAACCAAACAAUGCUGCAGCUCUUUUUGUUUCCAUGGCCGUCAUUGGGAGUUGCUGUAUGACCAUACUGCCACUGGCAAUAGAACUUGGGAUUGAACUGACAAGAAAUGCAAAUGGAAGCUCUGCCAUCUUGUGGUGUUCCGGAAAUUUGUUUGGUAUCAUAUUAAUCCUGGUCGAAGGUGCUCUCCGCGCUCCGUCGACUGCCGAUCCGCCUUACAACAUGCGUGACUGCACUCAUCCUCCAUGGGCCCGACGUGAAGUCGAUGAAGCCAUGAUAAAGGCUACAGUCCUGGGUGCUGUCAAUACCGGUGGAGUUAGGUUGGUCUUACAAGACGAGCGUGCCAAUAUUUGGAGAUACUUGUGUAGGCCGUUAGAUGCCCACUUCAUACCAUGGCAAAAACUUCUCUUCGACUUUGCAAGUAUUGCACGGCUUCCACCUCCAUCUCCGCCUCCCGAGAAACUUCGCUGA
Messenger RNA from Pisolithus orientalis, 1518 nucleotides. RefSeq names its product major facilitator superfamily domain-containing protein. Bases 1 to 1518 code for a protein of 505 amino acids. The record is from RefSeq and is a predicted model, not a curated record. The transcript has 15 exons. Gene Ontology annotation, molecular function: transmembrane transporter activity. Gene Ontology annotation, cellular component: membrane. Gene Ontology annotation, biological process: transmembrane transport. NCBI's taxonomy places the organism in Eukaryota, Fungi, Basidiomycota, Agaricomycetes, Boletales, Pisolithaceae.